This is a messenger RNA of Eptesicus fuscus (big brown bat), 1693 nucleotides long. It is a transcript of the gene PDE1A, whose product is annotated as phosphodiesterase 1A. The record is from RefSeq and is a predicted model, not a curated record. Gene Ontology annotation, biological process: signal transduction. The coding region runs from base 1 to 1626 and encodes 541 amino acids. Gene Ontology annotation, molecular function: 3',5'-cyclic-nucleotide phosphodiesterase activity. The transcript has 15 exons. NCBI's taxonomy places the organism in Eukaryota, Metazoa, Chordata, Mammalia, Chiroptera, Vespertilionidae.
AUGGAUGACCAUGUCACAAUCAGGAAGAAACAUCUCCAAAGACCCAUCUUUAGACUAAGAUGCCUGGUGAAGCAGCUGGAAAAAGGUGAUGUGAACAUUGUAGACUUAAAGAAGAAUAUUGAAUAUGCAGCAUCUGUGUUGGAAGCGGUUUAUAUCGAUGAAACAAGGAGACUGCUGGAUACUGACGAUGAGCUCAGUGACAUUCAGUCCGAUUCAGUCCCACUGGAAGUCCGGGACUGGUUGGCUUCUACCUUUACACGAAAAAUGGGGAUGAUGAAAAAGAAAUCCGAGGAAAAGCCAAAAUUUCGGAGCAUUGUGCAUGCUGUUCAAGCUGGAAUUUUUGUGGAAAGGAUGUACAGAAAGUCCUAUCACAUGGUUGGUUUGGCAUAUCCAGAAGCUGUGAUAGUAACAUUAAAGGAAGUUGAUAAAUGGUCUUUUGACGUAUUUGCCUUAAAUGAAGCAAGUGGAGAACAUAGCCUGAAGUUUAUGAUUUAUGAACUGUUUACCAGAUAUGAUCUUAUCAACCGUUUCAAGAUUCCUGUUUCUUGCCUAAUUGCCUUUGCAGAAGCUUUAGAAGUCGGUUACAGCAAGUACAAAAAUCCUUAUCACAAUCUGAUCCAUGCAGCUGAUGUCACUCAAACUGUGCAUUGCAUAAUGCUUCAUACAGGUAUCAUGCACUGGCUCACUGAACUGGAAAUUUUAGCAAUGGUCUUUGCCGCUGCCAUUCAUGACUAUGAGCAUACAGGAACCACAAACAACUUUCAUAUUCAGACAAGGUCAGAUGUUGCCAUUUUGUAUAACGACCGAUCCGUCCUUGAAAAUCACCAUGUGAGUGCAGCUUAUCGACUUAUGCAAGAAGAGGAAAUGAAUGUCUUGAUAAAUUUAUCCAAAGAUGACUGGAGGGAUCUUCGGAACCUAGUGAUUGAAAUGGUUUUGUCUACAGACAUGUCCGGUCACUUCCAGCAAAUUAAAAAUAUAAGAAACAGUUUGCAGCAGCCUGAAGGGACCGACAGAGCCAAGACCAUGUCCCUGAUUCUCCACGCAGCAGACAUCAGCCACCCGGCCAAAUGCUGGCAGCUUCACCACCGGUGGACCAUGGCCCUGAUGGAGGAGUUUUUCCGACAGGGAGAUAAAGAAGCUGAAUUAGGGCUUCCAUUUUCCCCACUUUGUGAUCGGAAGUCAACGAUGGUGGCCCAGUCACAAAUAGGUUUUAUUGAUUUCAUAGUAGAGCCAACAUUUUCUCUUCUGACAGACACAACAGAGAAAAUUAUUAUUCCUCUUAUAGAGGAAGACUCAAAAACAGAAAAUUCUUAUGGAGCAAGCAGACGAUCAAAUAAGAAAGGCGCCGUGAACGAUGGCUCCUGUUCCCCAGACUACUCUCUUGCAUGCGUGGACCUGAAGAGCUUCAAGAACAACCUGGUUGACAUCAUCCAACAGAACAAAGAGAGAUGGAAAGAGUUAGCUGCUCAAGCUGGGGCUGCAAGGGAAGCCCGGGUCCCAGGUGCCAGAGGGAAGCCAGUGCCAGCAGCUGGGGGAAGGAAGGCCUACUCUUGCAGGAAAUUCGUGCAUCGGGCCUCUAGCUCAAAGAAGAGAAGAUGUGAGAAAAGGAGGCAACGUGGGAACUGAGAUGCUACCGGAUUUGCAUUGUGCACGAAUCACAGCUGUUUAGAACCAGCAGGAAACCUAGAGCUAG